GCAAGCUACACACUAAAAGAGAAACAUAAUAUUUUAUUAACAAUAUGAUAAUUCCUGUUAUAGAUUUCAGUGUGGAAAAGUUGAAACCUGGAUCGGAAUCAUGGAUUUGGGCUUCGAAAGAAGUUGUGUAUGGAUUGGAAGAGUAUGGAUGUGUGGAAAUUAUGUACGAAAAGUUUCCAAUUGAGCUUCACAAUUCUAUAUUUGAUGCAGCCAAACAAGUAUUAAAUCUUCCCGAAAAAGCAAAAAAACAGAGAGUGAGUGAUAGGCCUGGCCCAAAGAGCUAUAUUGUUGUAAACAAUAAUAAUCAUGUUGCAGAUAAUGAUGAUCAUGAUGAUGAUGAUGAUGAUGAUGAAGCUAAAGAUGUUCCACCCUUCCAAAACAUCGCAAUAGAUAAUCCAACCACUCUACAAGGAGCUCAAUCUUUCACCAACAUUAUGUGGCCUCAAGGAAAUCAUAAUUUCUGUGAAAGUGUGAUGUGUUUCUCAAAACGGUUAGAAGAAAUAUAUGAAAUAGUGAUGAGAAUGGUGUUUGAGAAGUAUGGUGUGGAUCAAGGUGAUCGAUUCGAGUCGUUUAAGAAUUCAAGUUUUCACCUAUUACGAAUGGUGAAAUACAAAGUUCGAGAAAAGGGUGACUCUAACGUUGCAUUGAUUGAUCAUAGAGACAGUACCAUCUUAUCCAUUCUUCAUCAAAAUCAAAUCAACGGUCUUCAAAUCAAAACAAAACAUGGUCAUUGGAUUCCUGUUCUAAAACCUAAUUCCACUUCAUCUUUUAUAGUCCUUGCAGGAGAAGGACUCAUGGCAUGGAGCAAUGACAGAGUGCGUGGAUGCGAGCAUCGUGUGAUGUUAAAUGACUUAAUGGAAAUGAAGAAUAAGGAGAGAUAUUCAGUUGCACUAUUUACAUUUAUAAAUGGAGUGGUUGAUGUUCCUAAAGAGUUUGUGGACGAUGAACAUCCAUUACGUUAUAAACCAUUUGAUCAUUUCGAAUUCAAUCGUUACUAUCAUCAUAUUGAUUCGCCUGAUCAUCCCCAACAACCCAAUAAGAGUCUUAAUCCUCUUAUUAGGCGUACUAUCAAGACUUUUUGUGGUAUUUGAAGAUCAUGAACAUCAUCACACAUUAUUAAUUAUCAUGCUUAAUUUUAUGAUGAUGAUGAUGACUGAUCAUGCUCAAUGUUUAUAUAUAUGUGUGUGGUGCACUAAUAAAAAAUAUAUAUGCAUUCAUAUUUUACGUUUUGUCAUUUUUGUAUGUAACUUCGUAUGGAGUUGUGCUUACUCCAAAUAAGACUCGCUUAAUUAAAUUGAAUGUGUUAACGUUUUAUGUGAUUAUAUUUGUUUUUUAUACUUUUCUUACUACACAUAUAUAAAUACUACAUGAUCAUGUUAAAAAAUAACACACACUCCAAAUACUAAAUUGCA
Molecule: messenger RNA, 1412 nt
Organism: Cannabis sativa
Lineage: Eukaryota; Viridiplantae; Streptophyta; Magnoliopsida; Rosales; Cannabaceae
Product: deoxypodophyllotoxin synthase
Exons: 3
Coding region: 45-1091 (348 amino acids)
Molecular function (GO): dioxygenase activity
Source: RefSeq, a predicted model, not a curated record